AUGAUUUUAAUCUUAUUAUUGCAAUCACAUGAAAAUCUAGUCACAAUCGAUUUUCAGGUAGUUCACCAACUCUCCGAAGGAUGUAGAUUAUUCAGUUACUGGGGGAUUGACGCAGUGAAAAAACUAGACAGUUCCAGUGGGGAAAAAGUUGGAAUCAAGAUAAGCCUACCGUCCGACACGUGUCCCCGUGAUACAAAAGCUCCUCCUCUUUUUGGGAAUGUCUCAUCCUCUUUGAUUUUAUCUGUAUUUAAUAAAACUAUUAAGUCUGAGAUUACUGAAUCACAGGAUAUUUGGAGUUUCAACUACAGUAUACACAAGUGCCUGACUGAUAUUCCUGAAGACUAUGUUCCUCUAAACAUCACUAAGUUCCCUUAUGAGCACAAACUGACGACACCAUUCGUACCUGGGGAGACAUUCUUUAUAAGAGGAAAAACGCCUGGAUUCAAUCAGCAAAUCUCGAUCUCAUUUUUGAAUAAGGAAGCAAACGACUGGGCAAUCUAUAUAAUGAUAAAUCAGGAUCGCAACGACGAGAAUAACAUAGUGAUUUCCACUUGGAAACAUGAUGUUUUAAAAGUAAGAGACGAUGGAAUGAACAACCUUGAAAACCCUUAUGCAUACUAUACGGAUUUCGAAAUUCGAGUGACGUCAAAUGAUACUGUAGCCAAGAUUUCGUUCAAUGGAACCGAGUAUGAAUACGAGUUAUAUCCAGAUGUCCCAUUAACAGAGAUCGAUUAUUUCUCGGUGAAUUAUAACGCAUAUGGAUAUCAAACCGGUACCGUUGAUUUCCUGGGAUGGACCGGCGAUUGUGAGGUAGUUCGCCAACUCUCCGAUGGAUGUCAAUAUUUUAAAAUCGAGAAAAUUCGAAAAUUGCAGAAAAAAGACAGUUCCAGUGGUCAAAAAGUUGGAAUCAAGAUAAGCCUACCGUUCGACACGUGUCCCCGCGAUACAGAACCUCCACCCCUUUUCGGGAAUGUCUCAUCCUCUUUGAUUAUAACAGAUGGAUCGGAUAAUUAUUAUAAAUCUGAAAUUACUGAGACAUCGGAUGGGUGGAAUUUCAACUACAGUAUACAUCAGUGUCUGACUGAUAUUCCAGAGGACUACGUUCCUCUGGGUAACACUACAUUCCCUUAUGAGCACAAACUGACGUCACCAUUCCUUCCCGGGGAGACAUUCUUUAUGAGAGGAAAAACGGCUGGAUACAAUGAGCAAACCUCAAUCGCAUUCUGGAAAAAGGAUGUUAUAGAUUUAGUGAUCUAUAUAAUGAUAAAUGAAGAUCGCAAUGGCUUGAAUAACAUAGUGAUUUCCACUUGGAAGCAUGAUGUUUUAAAAGUAAGAGACGAUGGAAUGAACAAACUACCGAACCCUUAUGCAUACUAUACGGAUUUCGAAAUCCGAGUGACGUCAAAUGAUACUGUAGCCAAGAUUUCGUUCAAUGGAACUGAGUAUGAAUACGAGUUGUAUCCAGAUGUCCCAUUAACAGAGAUCGAUUAUUUCUCGGUGAAUUAUAAUGCAGGCAAAUAUGGUAGCUAUCAAACCGGUACCGUUGAUUUCCUGGGAUGGACCGGCGAUUGUGAGUACAAACAGUUGUGCCCUAUGAACGAUUGUUAA
This is a messenger RNA of Caenorhabditis remanei, 1608 nucleotides long. RefSeq lists its product as uncharacterized. NCBI's taxonomy places the organism in Eukaryota, Metazoa, Nematoda, Chromadorea, Rhabditida, Rhabditidae. Bases 1 to 1608 code for a protein of 535 amino acids. The record is from RefSeq and is a predicted model, not a curated record. The transcript has 11 exons. Gene Ontology annotation, molecular function: carbohydrate binding.